Molecule: messenger RNA, 1981 nt
Organism: Penaeus monodon (black tiger shrimp)
Lineage: Eukaryota; Metazoa; Arthropoda; Malacostraca; Decapoda; Penaeidae
Product: ribonuclease 3-like
Exons: 6
Biological process (GO): rRNA processing; regulation of gene expression; pre-miRNA processing
Cellular component (GO): nucleus
Molecular function (GO): ribonuclease III activity; double-stranded RNA binding
Source: RefSeq, a predicted model, not a curated record
UUUGAGGAACCUGUUAAUGAUAAUGGUGUUCUCACUUGCCAGGAAGCAGACAGUGUUCUAAGUUCGACCCUGUUUAAAGGUGAGGAUUUGUUGCACAACAUCUGGGUCAACUAUCCCCCUCACCCAAUACAAAUGCAAGAGCCGCAGGGGGACCGAAAGUGGAUCAAAUCCUUCCCAAUCCUUACUAAUUUAUCCAAGUUUGAGGAGUCCAUUGGUGUGCACUUCAACCACAUCCGCCUGUUGGCUCGAGCCUUCACUGACCGCAGCAUCGGCUUCAACAACCUUACUCUAGGAUCAAAUCAGCGUCUGGAGUUUUUGGGAGACACAGUCCUCCAGUUGGUGGCGUCUGAGUACUUAUAUAAAUAUUUUCCCGAACAUCAUGAAGGCCACCUCUCAUUACUCCGUUCAUCUCUGGUAAACAACCGGACCCAGGCUGUGGUAUGUGAUGACUUGGGGAUGACAGCAUAUGCAAUGUAUUCACACUUGAAGACAGAGUUGAAAACAAAGGAUCGUGCUGAUUUGCUGGAAGCAUUUCUUGGGGCCCUCUACAUUGAUAGGGGUCUAGACUACUGCCGCGCCUUCUGUCAGGUGUGUUUCUUCCCACGGUUGCAUCAAUUCAUCAUGAACCAGGAUUGGAACGAUCCCAAGAGCAAAUUGCAGCAGUGUUGCUUGACCCUGAGGACUAUGGAUGGAGGGGAACCUGACAUUCCCAUUUACAAAGUUAUUGAGUGCAAGGGCCCCACCAACACACGUGUGUACACCGUAGCUGUGUAUUUUCGUGGACGACGUUUGGCCAAGGCGUCGGGGCAUUCGAUUCAGCAAGCGGAGAUGAAUGCAGCUCGAGAAGCUCUCCUCAACUCCAAAGAGCUGUUCCCGCAGCUGGACCACCAACGUAGAGUUAUCGAGAAGAGCGUCAAGAUCCAGGGCGUCUCGAAACUUGGCUCGCCACACAGAGAGAGAGAUCGGGGCAGAGACAAAGACCGGGAGAGGGAGAGGUCCGGACGGGGAUACAGAAGGGAGGAGGAAAGGCGAGGAGAUAAGGAGCGCGGCAGAGAAAGGGAGAAGCUAUGGGAGGAGAGGCACAAGGAAGGAGAAAGAAGCAGAGGUGGAGAUAGUAGAGGCCGAGUGUUUGGGGAGAGGGAUCAGCUGGCCGGAGACAGGGAGAGAGACAGCGAGAGGAAUAAGGCGAACGAGAGGGACAAAUUUAGCAGGGAAAGGGACAAGCCGGGUGGGGAGAGAGAUAGACUAACAGGAGAGAGAGAGAGGCUACCAGGGGAGAGAGACAGACCGUACAGUGACCGAAGCAGAAGUACCGGAGACCGGAAAUACAAAUUAAUGUCAGACGAGGAGAGGAGAUACAGAUCAGAUGCAGAAAAAUUACACGACGACAGGGAGCCAUCCGAAGAAUCGAAAUUGCGUACAUGCACAAAGAGCAUGUCAAGAGAAAAUGCAGACUCGGACCGAAAUCGAGAGAAGUACAAGAGCUACAUGAGAAUGCCAUCUGCUGAGCACCACCUAAAACCAACCAGGAAUUCCAGGAGCGAUUCCAGUGCGAAGCCCUCGCGCUCAGCUUGGUAAUUUAGAUAUUUUCAUUUCCAGAUAUGCCUUGUGAUCAUCCAAACAUUCCUCGUCGAAUGACAGUUCGGCUAUCAUGCUUGUCAGGGGUCUUUGCUUACAACGGUCAUAUUUAUUGUUGAGAAAAAAUGAUUUGCUAGUCAUGAAUUAAGACCUCAGGAUCGGUAACUUAUUAUUUUAAAUGCUGAAAUGCCUUUUGCUUAAAACAAAGAAAUCCCAUGAUAUUCUUGAGUAUUGCCGAAGUCUGUAACCAGUGAAUUUUGUGAUACAAUCAAUCAAGCGACAAGUAUUAAGGUUCUUAAAACAAGUUGUAAAAUUAAUGUCUUUCAAGACGGUGUAGGGAGUAUAUUCUAUUAUUAUUUAUGUUACCUAAAACGUAUGUGAAUAUGGCAUAAUACCUUGAAUA